AACCAGUGACACGCGUUUCACUAUUCAUCAUCAUCUUCAACACAAAAGAAAAACCAAACCCUGCUUUGCCUUCUCAAAACCUUCGAAAUCCAUGCCUCUCAUCCCGUCAUUCCUUGCCUUCGCAUACAGGAUGAUGGUAUAAAUGCUGAAUUAGGUGUUGCUGCCUCAGAAGAUGCAAUACUUGAUUCACUUGCUGAGAGGGCUGAGAGAGAAAUUUUAUGUGGUGGUUCAGAUGAAAAGAACUUGCUUGGUCAUUGUGCACCUUUUCUGUCAAAGCUGUGCAAAAACUUUUGUUUGAUGCAGAAGAAUCCGGAACUGCAAGCAGCUGCUAUGCUUGCUCUAUGUCGUUUCAUGGUAGUGGAUGCUACUUUUUGUGAAGCAAAUCUCCGGUUACUGUUCACAGUUGUAGAAAAUGCAUCAUCACAAACUGUUCGAUCAAAUUGCACCAUAGCUCUGGGGGAUCUGGCUGUUCGUUUUCCUAAUUUAGUUGAACCAUGGACUGAACACAUGUAUGCCAGGUUGCGUGAUUCUUCAGUUUCCGUUCGGAUUAAUGCUAUUUUGGUGCUUUCACAUCUUAUCUUGAAUGAAAUGAUGAAGGUCAAGGGUUAUAUAUAUGAAAUGGCUCUUAGAUUGGAGGAUGAAGAUGAAAGAAUUUCAAACCUGGCAAAGCUCUUUACUGAGUUAGCAAAGAAAGGAUCAAAUCCAAUAUAUAAUUUACUUCCUGAUAUUGUUGGCAAGCUUUCUCAACAGAAUUUGGAUAGGGAAUCAUUUUGCAAUAUUAUGCAGUUUUUGAUUGGGUCCAUUAAAAAGGACAAACAAAUGGAAGGCUUGGUUGAGAAGCUUUGCAACCGGUUUAAUGGUGUUACAGAUAGCAGUCAGUGGGAAUGCCUUGCGUAUUGCCUUUCUCAGUUGUCGUUCACCGAUAAAGGGAUGAAAAAGCUUAUAGACUCAUUCGAGACAUAUGAACACGCUUUAUGUGAGGAUUCUGUGACGGACAAUUCCAGAAACAUCAUCAUCAAGGCCAAGAAGUUUGCAAAACCUGAACUUAAAUCAGCUAUUGAGGAGUUUGAAGAAAAGCUCAAUAAGUUUCAUUCGGAGAAGAAGGAGCAGGAAGUCACAGCACGAAAUGCACAAGACCACAAAAACAGAAUUGACGGCUUAGGAGAUUUUACUGUUGCUGAUAAGAUCAAACAUGAAAAUGGAGAUGCUACCAUCUCUGAAGAUGGUGAAGUCAUUGAUGCUUCUGAUGGACCAUGUUUGAAUGACAUCACAAAUUCAACUGUUGAUCAUGCAGAAGAUUGUUCUACAAUUACCAGUGAUUCGACACAGACGGAAGCCAAUGAUGAUGAAGUCCUGUCUCCAAUAGUUAAUCAAAAAGAUGUACCGAGUUCUAGAAGCAGGAAAUCAAGGGCGCGAAAUCAGAAGGUUGUAAACACUACAUCAGUUAGGACUAGGAGUACAAGAUCAAAACAAAGGUCACCUUCUAUCUUUGAUUUUUAUUUAGUUUUCGGUUUUCGUUCCUUUUUACUUCUGUAUACUGGAUAUGCAAAAUUGAAAUUCCUUUUAUAAAAAUUGUUGUUGACUUUUGUCAUGAAAAUACAUCAUUUCAAGCACAUUGAACUCAAAAUAGUUUCUGCUAUUAUGUAAAUUUUCUGUUAUAUUCUUUCUUUGAUCAUAAAUCUAGAAAAACGAUUGCUCUAUGCAAAAAGUUUAAAACUUGUGUAACUCAAGUGACAUGUUUUGUUGCCGCAAUUGAGCAUGGCGAAGAUCUACAGUCCUCCUUGCUGGUUUUUUACAUGAUUUGUUUUCGAAUUCAGUGAAAGGAAGAGACCAUGCUGCAAAUUGUCACUCAGCUUUUGGCUUGCAUUCUACUGUGAAUAGUUAAUUUAGUAUAUUUAGAUUACAAGGCAGGCUGAGUGAAGGAAAGCUAGGUGAGAAUAGUUGAUUUAGUUAGUAACGUUCAUGUUUGGAGAUCUCCUCCACUCACCAGUCACCAUCGCCAGUCGCCAAUUUCUUGCGAUGUGAAAGUGUCAAACAAUUUUCGUUACAUUUGUUAUGUAAAUUAAAAUUCAAUAUAAUUGUAACCCAAUACUUAUUACUAUGAAACUGCAUGAACUUUGAAUAUGGAUUUUUUUGGUUGAUGUGAUUACGUAUUUAACAUUUUACCUUACAUGACUAUUAUGUGAAGUCCUCACCUGUGCCAAUCCAAAGUCGGUUUACAUUGAUCCUAUCUCUUAAGGCUUAACUUUUACUUUGUGUUUGGAAGAAAAUUUGAAACAAAUAAGCAAAAAAAUAUAAAAAAUUUACAUUAUAAUAAAUUGUUGAAACUAUUUUCCAAGAUAAGCAGUUUUUUCCUAAAGUUGUGGUUUGGAGCUGUUUGCUGUUACUAACAGCAAACAAAGACUGGAGGUCAAAAAAAGUCAACUAGUCUGUUUGCUGCUAGUAACAGCGAACAAAGACUUUGACUAUUUUUGAUUUCCAAUCUUUGUUCGCUAUUAGUAACAGCGUACAGAUGCAUGUUUAAACAACGUAUUCUCCUUCCUUCCUCAUUUCCCCCCAAUUCAAUUAAAUCCUAAAACACAGUUACUUUAGGAGAAAGUUUUGAGUUGGUACUUUGGGAUGAUGGUAAUGAGAGUAAUGAGCUUGUUGAUGAUCCUUCUGAGGAUCAUGUGGAUGUGGAUGAGGAUGACCUAGGUAAUGACAUGACCCUAGGCAACAUUCUUACAAUUGUUGCUCCUAUACCUUAUGCCCUAUGUCCACCUCUGGAUGAAUAUGUAGAGGACAACUCUUGAAAGACUUGGGUUUGUGAUACCACCUACACCGAAGAUGGGGAGUUUCAAAAGGGUAUGAUAUUUGAUAGUAAGGAAGCUUUGUUGGAAGCUGUUAGAGUCUAGCAUAUUUGUAGGAAUGUAGAGUAUAGAACAGAGACUUCUAACCAAACUUCUUUAUCAUUGAAGUGUAAGAGGGGAUGUUCUUGGAAACUAAGGGCUAGACUAAAUCCUUAUUCAACUUCAUGGUUUAUUUGAAAGUACAAUGGAAAACAUGGGAAUUGUGUGUUGGAUAGUAACACUGUGACAGCUGGACAUAUUCACUUGACGUCCUCUGUAUUUAACAAUGUAAUUAGGAAUUGUGUUUCCAAAGACCCUUCGAUUAAGGUGUCUGUCGUUCGACAAAUGAUGAAAGAUCGAUUUGGGAUAGAGCUCACUUACAAGCUAGCAUGGUGUGCUAAACAACAAGCCCUAUUGUCCAUUUAUGGUACAUGGGAGAAUUCAUAUUCUCUUCCACGCUUUUUGAAAGCGUUGCAACAAUCAAACCCGGGCACAGUAGUUGAGUGGUUCUUUAAGGAAGACAAUGACGCGGGUGUGUAUAUACGUCCUAAUAUUAGAACCUUUCAAUGUGUCUUUUGGGCCUUUAGACCUAGCAUAGAGGGCGUUAAGUUUUGUAAGCAUCUUAUUGCUAUUGAUGGUACGCACUUGUAUGGUAAGUAACGUCAUACCUUAUUGACUGCGAUUGCGCAGCAUGUCGAUAAGGAUAUCUUUCCACUUGCAUUUGCCUUCGUUGAGAAGGAAUGCAUAGCUGCGUGGUCUUGGUUUAUGGCGUGUAUUCGUAUUGUCUCUGAUAGACAAUAAUGGGAUUGUGUAAUGUCUCUGAUAGACAUGCGGGGAUUUUAGCGACCAUGGAGGAGACAUCAUGCCAACUACCAUACGCCCAUCAUAGGUUAUGCUUACGCCAUUUGCUUAGUAACUUUAACCGUGCUAUGGGUAAUGUUCAACUUAAGAAGUUAUUUGGUAAGACUGCUGAGUAAAGACAACACGCUAAGGUGGUUGAGGGCUUGAGGGCAAUUGGGGCUGUGAAACGAGAGACUCUUUUUUGGAUUGAUGAAGUGGUGAUAUGUCUAAGUGGUCAUUGUGUCAUGAUGGUGGUCAUCGUGUCAUGAUGGGGGGUCAUAGGUAUGGUGUGACCAACACCAACUUAGCUGAGGUCUUCAACUUUGUGAUGAAGGGUGUAACGUUCUUGCCAUUAAAUACAUUAGUUGAAUUCACCUUCUAUCGCGUCAAUGACUACUUUGUCAAAAGACACGAACGUUCUAGUGCAUGACUAGAGGAAACGUGUACACCACUCAUAGAACGAGGAUUAUCACUAGAAACACCGAGAAGGCGAACUUUCAUGAAAUUGUUGCUUUCAAUUACACAAGAGGAAUAUUUGAGGUAAAGACUGGGCGGGGAAACUCAGGAUCGUCAAAUGAGGGCAAGACUCAAACUGUUGACUUACACAAAGGAAAUACACAUGUAACAAAUUGGAAAUAUAACAAUUACCUUGUUCACAUGUCCUUGCCGUAUGCAUCAAAAGACACCUCACAGAGUUACGCAAACACAUAUGAACUAUGCUUCAUGCCAAUGAUCGAUAUGAGGUCAUGGCAACUGCUUCACUCUAUACUGGGACUAGGACUAAGACUCAACUGGAUCCGGCGUCGGUUUCUAUCGGUAUCAGUUGGAUCUUUUACGCGCUGAACAGUUUCUUUGGAACUCGUAUCCCACUGAGGCAUAUGCUGCCUUGCCUCAGCACUCGGGGAUACGGACAGGGGUGUGGCGGGCUUCUGUGCCACUGAUAUGCGUCAACAUUGUCGAAGUACAUCUACUCGAGCGCAUAAUGCACCAAUUCGGGAUGGUACAAGGCAUCCCACCACCUUGAGACACUGAGGUAGAGUUGCAACUCACGUCGCGUAAUGGUUGGGCCCCAAGGACUGGAGUGAGAUCAAGGGACGCCACAUCGCCUGUUGGGAUCACAGACUGGAGCUGCUAGCUCAAGGUGCACUGAUCGAUGCUGCUGGCACAUCUACCAGUGCUAAUUACAUGCCGUGGUUCUUCUCCAUCACUCGGCGAUGAAGACACCAUGAGGUUUCGUUGCUGCGUCCCAGUAUGCUCUUGCCGCUCCUGUGAUGACCCAAUUCGCAAGCAUAAGGUGUGGCAGCGGUGAUCCAAUUGAGCCAUGAGCUGCCCGUACGAGAGAUUGCGCAGGGCAUGCUCCUUGGCACACAGUUCUAGUACUUCAUACCGGAAGUGGCUGAAGAAGUUUCACCUGCUGCCGGCGAGGUCCAAGUCUCGUCUCCUCUUCAGGACGUUCAUUUGAAGGAGGUGGACUUGUCCUACCCCGAACAUGGUUCGAGGACCUAGCUCGCAGGCUGGGCCAUUGCAAUACCAAUCACCUCCAUUCCCCAAGCGGCACACGAACACCUCCUACUAUCGUAGGUGGCGUAAGAGGCCAUCACAGUUGGAGAGGGUGCAGAAGGAGGAUGAGGAAUAGUAUAUAUUUUGUAAUACAUUGAACAUUUGUGUAUAUUAAACAUUGUUGGAUUUUGACAUUUUGACAUUUGUACAUAGUUUGUAAUGUAUGUAUAUAUGUUCAUCGUUUUUAUCAUAUUUAGAAUAUGAAUCGAAGUCGAUAAGCCUCAUUAGUACAUAGUUUCAUUCAUGCUCGGAGUUGUUAUGACUUGUGUUGAUGACUUCAUUGCAAAUAGACGAUGCCGAUAAUUCAACAUAGUUUCAUUAAUAAUGAUUAUAAAUACAUCGUUCAUUCAUGAAAUAAAACCAUUACAACUUAAGAACGCUUAUUAAACUUUUUCAAUAUCCUCUUGGUUUCUUCACUCUACUCACCUUAUCAAUUGCUUCCCUUCUCAAGUUAUGUAUCUCGGUUCUAAGCUCCUCAUUCUCUUUGUCGAGCUUAAUAUGAUGUCUUUUUGCCAUUUGGUGCCCUCUGGAUCAACCCACCUAAUGUAGGUGCAUCCCAAACCUUCAUCUUCGAAUAGUGGACAGGCAACAUUGAAUUCCAGAAUCAAAAUCGCUCCAAUCGCGUCUGUAUUCAGUUUCAUGACCACAAUGACAGAAUUUACAAGAACUUACCUCGGCUUAAUUUCAAAAGCAAUAGGAUGGAUAGAA
Messenger RNA from Amaranthus tricolor (Joseph's coat), 5936 nucleotides. Its product is annotated as condensin-1 complex subunit CAP-D2-like. Gene Ontology annotation, cellular component: condensed chromosome, centromeric region. NCBI's taxonomy places the organism in Eukaryota, Viridiplantae, Streptophyta, Magnoliopsida, Caryophyllales, Amaranthaceae. The record is from RefSeq and is a predicted model, not a curated record. Bases 298 to 1569 code for a protein of 423 amino acids. The transcript has 12 exons. Gene Ontology annotation, biological process: mitotic chromosome condensation; meiotic chromosome condensation. Gene Ontology annotation, molecular function: histone binding.